Balaenoptera musculus (blue whale) is the source of this 2541-nucleotide messenger RNA. RefSeq names its product ATPase H+ transporting V1 subunit H (gene ATP6V1H). The record is from RefSeq and is a predicted model, not a curated record. The transcript is spliced from 16 exons. NCBI's taxonomy places the organism in Eukaryota, Metazoa, Chordata, Mammalia, Artiodactyla, Balaenopteridae. Gene Ontology annotation, molecular function: proton-transporting ATPase activity, rotational mechanism. The coding region runs from base 786 to 2153 and encodes 455 amino acids. Gene Ontology annotation, cellular component: lysosomal membrane; vacuolar proton-transporting V-type ATPase, V1 domain. Gene Ontology annotation, biological process: proton transmembrane transport.
AGUAGAAAAAUCUUGUGGAGAAUGAAGACGCUGACACUGCGUUUUACACGCUAUUCCCACUGGCGGGAAGAAUCACAUUUUCCCAGAAGCCCCUGAGUCUGGAGCCUGGUGAGCUCUCCUGCCUUUGCUCACCUGGAAACACCUGCAGUAGGAACCCAGGGAUUCCCGGCUAGCCCGUGCGCGCCCAGGACGGAAGAUGUAACCACGACAGACUUGCAGACGAGCCUUUCCCUAAGCAGACUGCCUGUACCAUUUUGCCGUCCUACCAGCAAGCUUUGAGUGAUCUAGCAUCUCUGCAUCCUUGCCAGAAAUCGGUUUUGUCACUGUGUUUCAUUUUAGCCAUUCUGAUAGUAUAAGGACAUUUCCUACAGGGUCAGUGUAACAGGCAGGAUGGAGAGACUUGCAUCUGAGAGCAUAAACAUCUCAGAGUGCGUGGAAGCUGAUGGACGUGUAAUCCAUGCAUCUCCUAGAAGCAGCUGAAGAAGGCAAGGAAAUGGAUUCUCCUCUAGAGCCUGGGGGGCGGCGCGGAGGACUCAGCCCAGCCAAACAUCCGCAGCCCAGUGACACCCACCUCAGACUUCUGCCCUAGAGAACUAAUUGAAGGUCUGCAGAAAAACAUUCAAGAUCAUAAAUUUAGAUGACCAACAUGGAUAUCCGGGGCGCCGUGGAUGCUGCUGUUCCAACCAACAUCAUUGCUGCCAAGGCUGCAGAAGUUCGUGCGAACAAAGUGAACUGGCAGUCCUACCUUCAGUGAGUGCUGAUUUGCUGUGAAUCAUGGGGGGCAGAUGAUUUCUUCCGAAGACUGCGAAUUCAUUCAAAGAUUUGAAAUGAAAAGAAGUCCUGAGGAGAAGCAGGAGAUGCUUCAGACUGAAGGCAGUCAGUGUGCUAAGACAUUUAUAAAUCUGAUGACUCACAUCUCCAAAGAGCAGACAGUUCAGUACAUUCUCACUGUGGUCGACGACACGCUGCAGGAAAAUCACCAGCGCGUUAGCAUUUUCUUUGACUAUGCUAAACGUAGCAAGAACACUGCCUGGUCCUACUUUCUGCCGAUGUUGAAUCGCCAGGAUCUCUUCACUGUUCAUAUGGCAGCAAGAAUUAUUGCCAAGUUAGCAGCUUGGGGAAAAGAAUUGAUGGAAGGCAGUGACUUAAAUUACUAUUUCAAUUGGAUAAAGACUCAGCUGAGUUCACAGAAACUGCGUGGCAGCGGCGUCGCUGUUGAAGCAGGGACGGUCUCCUCAAGCGAUAGCUCUCAGUAUGUGCAGUGUGUGGCCGGGUGUCUGCAGCUGAUGCUCCGAGUCAACGAGUACCGCUUUGCCUGGGUGGAAGCAGACGGGGUGAACUGCAUCAUGGGAGUUCUGAGUAACAAGUGUGGCUUUCAGCUCCAGUAUCAGAUGAUUUUUUCUAUAUGGCUCCUGGCGUUCAGUCCUCAGAUGUGUGAACACCUGCGACGCUACAACAUCAUUCCUGUUCUGUCCGACAUCCUGCAAGAAUCGGUCAAAGAGAAAGUGACAAGAAUCAUUCUUGCAGCAUUCCGGAACUUCUUAGAAAAAUCAACUGAAAGAGAAACUCGCCAAGAGUAUGCUCUGGCUAUGAUUCAGUGCAAAGUUCUGAAACAGUUGGAGAACUUGGAACAGCAGAAGUACGACGACGAAGAUAUCAGUGAAGAUAUAAAAUUUCUCUUGGAGAAACUUGGUGAGAGUGUUCAGGAUCUUAGCUCAUUUGAUGAAUAUAGUUCAGAACUUAAAUCUGGAAGAUUGGAAUGGAGUCCUGUGCACAAAUCUGAGAAAUUUUGGAGAGAAAAUGCUGUGAGGUUAAAUGAGAAGAAUUAUGAGCUCUUGAAAAUUUUGACCAAGCUUCUGGAGGUGUCCGAUGACCCACAAGUCUUAGCUGUUGCUGCCCAUGACGUUGGCGAGUACGUUCGGCAUUACCCGCGAGGCAAGCGCGGCAGCGUCUUCACCACGUGGCUUCUGGCCCCCAGGGUCAUCGAGCAGCUCGGCGGGAAGCAGCUGGUGAUGAACCACAUGCACCACGAGGACCAGCAGGUGCGCUACAACGCCCUCCUGGCCGUGCAGAAGCUCAUGGUGCACAACUGGGAAUAUCUUGGUAAACAGCUCCAGUCUGAGCAACCGCAGACUGCAGCUGCCCGGAGCUGAACGGGCGCUCAGCCUCGGGGUCUCCAGCCGCCCCUUCCCCCGGGGCAGAAGACCUGGAGUGUGAGUCGCAGUGAUUAGGGUCGAGAGCAAUCAAUUUCUCAUUUUACGUGUCAUUUUUUUCUGUUGUGUAGCUUUCCCCAGUGCUCAUUUCAAUACGAGUGUUUACCCAUUACUUUGUAUUAAAGUGGGUGCUUUCUGUAUCUAAGGAAAAUAUUACUGUUACAUAUACUGCUUGUAAUUUCUGUAUUUAUUGUUCUCUGGGAAUGCAUAUGGAAUUAUUAAAGGAUUCUCACUCCAAAUAUGUUUUUGUCUUUCCUUGUUCCUGACUUGGCCUUUUACACAAAUACCUCUUGUCCCAACCAAAUUGGGAGAAUUGUAUUUGCAAAAA